UAUUUUUUAGUUCCUGAUGAAAAGAUCAGGUUUUGGAGAAAUUUAAGGUUUUUAAAUAUAUUUAAUGGAAUGUUAAACUAUGUAGACUUGCAUAAGAUAUAAAAUAGAGAUAACAGUAUCUCAUAUUUAAUACUCGUAGUGAUAUAUUCAGCAGUAUAAGUGUCAAACAUAACAUUAUAAGAAAAAAAAGCAAUGACUUGUCGAACUUAACGCAAUUCCUCCUAAUUUUAUAAAUAUUAUUACCAACCAUGAAUUCAUAAUAUUAUUUUCCUUCCCAACUGAAUCUAAAAAAACUCCUGUAAAUUACCUCUCUGAAGGUAAUAACAUACCCAGAUGCUGUGAGAGUACUCAUUUGCACACAGACAGCAACUAUACCAAAAAAUAAAAUAAAACAUAUAUAUUAGCUCAACUAAUUAACUCAAAACGAACAUGUAUAAUCCGUUGAUGAAGCCGAGCAUGUGGAGAUGGCAUGCACCCAAUUGUGAUGUAUUGUCACGUAGAAAUAACGUUUUCUACGCAAACAUGAAACAAAAUCAUGCAAUUGCUGUUAAUUUAGAGGCAACUGCAUGCUUUUCAUGCUUCGCUCUCUCUCCCCAUCAGUAGUUAAACGUUUGCUUCAAUCUUCUCUUUCUCUAUCUUUCUUAAUUAAUUACACUGCAUGUACUUGCAACAGCGCUUACAACUUUCCUCACCAUUAUUACACAACCCAUUCUCUUUUUGUUUCUUGCCCAUGGGGAGGCCUCCUUGCUGCGACAAGUCCAACGUGAAAAGGGGUCUCUGGACUGCUGAGGAAGAUGCCAAGAUUCUUGCCUAUGUCUCCAGCCAUGGCAUUGGCAACUGGACUCUGGUUCCCAAGAAAGCUGGGCUGAAUAGAUGUGGGAAGAGCUGUAGGCUUAGAUGGACUAAUUACUUGAGGCCUGAUCUUAAGCAUGAUGACUUCACACCUCAAGAGGAACAACUCAUUAUUAAUCUUCAUAAAGCUGUAGGUAGCAGGUGGUCUUUAAUUGCAAGGCAGCUUCCAGGAAGAACAGACAACGAUGUGAAGAACUAUUGGAACACUAAGCUUAAGAAAAAGCUUUCCAAGAUGGGAAUUGAUCCUAUAACUCACAAAUCCUUUUCUCAGAUUCUUUCUGAAUAUGGUAACAUUAGAGGUAUAUCAAACAACAAUGGCAACCAUGUUGCUUCUUUCAAUAAAAACUUCAACUCCACUCUCGUGUCCAAACCAGAACAGCCAUCUUCGUCUGUCUUAACUGGACCUUCUAGUUCUAAUGUAAUCCUGAAGCCUCCCAUAGAACAAGUCCAUGAAAACUCGUUCAUUAAUAACAGCCAUUCCUGGGAAUUUCUGCCUCAGUUUCAAGUCACCAACCAUGACAUUUUGAAACCAUAUUUGUUUAAUGAGGUUAGCUCUUCUUCGUCAUCUUCAUGUUCCAGUACCGCCACGCAGUUAAACUCACCGCAAUCGUAUACCUGUCAAGAAUCUCAGCCACCAUUAACACCCUCUUCUUCUUGUUUCUGGAGUGAGUUUCUCGUCAAUGAUCCUGUAAUAUCUGCAGACUUUCAUCAUCUUCAGCAGCAGCAGCAGCACCAAGACUCUCAUGGGGUGUUAUCAUCGACAUCGAUUUCGACACAGAAUAAUAUAUUCCAUGGCAAGUUCACUAGUGGGAAUGGUGAUUUUGGACCGUACGAUCAUGGAGUAAUGAAUGGAAAUCAAACAAACAGCUAUGCAGAUGCAUCUUCAUCUUCUGCAAGUUCAUUUGUGGAUGGUAUCUUGGAUAAGGACAGAGAAAUGGGAUCACAGUUUCCUCAACUUUUAGAUCCUUCUUUUGAUUACUAAGAGUUUUGACCAUAGAAACAUAUGAGAAUUAAUGGAUGAUCAAUUAGUUUUGACUUGCAGACAUGAAUGAUUAUGAAUGAGGUAAGAAAAGUUCUAAUGACAUUGAUCUUUUUAGCCAUAUAUAUAUUGAUUAGGGUGGUUGUGAAAAUCAUGGAGGAAUUGCAUGGAUUUAAAAGUUUGCACUUUGCAUCUAACAAAAAGGCAUUAGUAACAUCAU
Manihot esculenta (cassava) is the source of this 2051-nucleotide messenger RNA. RefSeq names its product transcription factor MYB35. The transcript is spliced from 3 exons. The record is from RefSeq and is a predicted model, not a curated record. Lineage: Eukaryota; Viridiplantae; Streptophyta; Magnoliopsida; Malpighiales; Euphorbiaceae. The coding region runs from base 659 to 1834 and encodes 391 amino acids.